AUGGCGAGAGCGAUUGCCGAGGUGCCGAUGAUACUCCUGCUCAUCAUGGCGCUCUUGGCCACCUCAGGUGCGCCAAGGCCGUUGGGCAGCGAUGCGUGGGUUGCGGCCAGGGGGGCCGUCUCCGACGACGGUGUCAUCUCGCAGUUCCUCCAGCAAAUGUACUUCCAGCAGCUGGGAGCCGGGCCCUCGUGCGGCACCAACAGCGCUCAAAUGGUGGAUGGCCACGGCGCCCAUGAUCGAUGA
Molecule: messenger RNA, 243 nt
Organism: Miscanthus lutarioriparius
Lineage: Eukaryota; Viridiplantae; Streptophyta; Magnoliopsida; Poales; Poaceae
Source: the annotation of a GenBank genome assembly